AACCAAAAACACGUAAACAAUUUCACCACGAUAGGUUGACCUUGACUAAACAUUCCACGUCGCCGGCCGCCUCUCCACGUCUUGUACCUGCGCUGGUCCUUGAAUUAAACAUGCAAAAGCUACCGUUGACGACGCUACAAUUCGAUAAAAGGCGAUGAGCACCGGCACGCCGCCGCCGGCCGACCUAUUCGGGUCGAGCGGCAUCGGCGGGUUCGGUUAUGGCGUGGGCGUCUCCAUCGGCAUCCUCCUCAUCGUCGCCACCAUCGCGUUCGCCGUCUACUUCUGCGCCCGCGCGUCGUCCACGCCCGUUGCCACCGCCGGCGCGUUUCCAGCGCCGGCGCCGCCCCGUCGUGACGACAACGACGUCGAGCUCGGCGGCAUCGACGAGGCGACGCUUGAGGCGUACCCGGCGGUGAUGUACCGGGAGGCGAGGAAGAAGCAGCGGCAGUCCGCAGGGGAGGAGGCUGCGUGCUGCGCCGUUUGCCUGGAGAGGUACGGGGACAGCGACGAGGUCCGGAUGCUGCCGGACUGCGGGCACCUGUUCCACCGCGAGUGCGUCGACCAGUGGCUCCGGCAGAGGCCCACGUGCCCGGUGUGCCGGACGUCGCCGCUGCCGAGCCCCAUGCCGACGCCGCUCGCCGAGGUGACGCCACUGGCGCUGGUAAGGCCGUCGUGACUCGUGAGGCGAGCGCGCGGCCGUGUCCGCUGGAACACUUGGUCCUCUUGGACCCUUGGCUUUGCUCCGUUUCAGUUUGUGUACAUAAGCCACGGUGUAAUUAGACGGUGAUGGGUUUUAGCUUAUAAGUCGAAAUUUGUAUACUCUUAUGUAAAUUGUGCAAAUAUGUGAAUUAGUCAGCAAAUGUGUGCAUAUUUAUUACAGAAGAUGAUUUGACCAGCUUAUGUUACUCUGUAAUUAAUCAAAACAUUU
Molecule: messenger RNA, 928 nt
Organism: Lolium perenne
Lineage: Eukaryota; Viridiplantae; Streptophyta; Magnoliopsida; Poales; Poaceae
Product: RING-H2 finger protein ATL70
Source: RefSeq, a predicted model, not a curated record